CGAGGGCCAGCGCUAGCCUGACUUGGUGCAAGGCAGCUUCCCUGUCGGGCUGCAGCUCAGCGGCAGAGCAUCUGCUUUGCAUGCAGGAGGACCCAGGUUCGGGGCCCAGCGCUUGCAGGUACUCACAGCUUGAGCAAAAGGUGUGAAGUAUUUCAGUAUAAAUGACUGUCUACAGGUCCAUCAUAUAAUCAAUGUUACAGUGAAAUUUAAUUUGACAGAUUAUCUGGACGGAUUUUAUUUUUCAUAUAAAAGUUAUCUCUCAUCAAGAGCAACAUGCAUUAGAGGAAAGUAACCUGCUGGUGCAGAAGAAAAAUUACAAUGAAUAGUGAAGAAGAAUUCUAUGAUGCUGUCACAGGCUUUGAUUCUGAUAAUUCUUCAGGGGAAUUUUCAGAAGCAAUUCAUAAAGUCGAUGUGGAUGCCCACCCAAGUAAUAGAACUGGAAGACACAAUGGCGAUGGACCAGUGCAAGAGAAUGGAAUCAAGAAACACAGAACAUCAUUACCUGCACCAAUGUUUACUAGGAGUGAUUUCAGUAUCUGGAGUAUCUUAAAAAAAUGCAUUGGACUGGAGCUGUCUAAGAUAACCAUGCCCAUUGCCUUCAAUGAACCCCUGAGCUUCCUCCAGCGGAUAACAGAAUAUAUGGAACACACAUACCUCAUUAAUAAAGCAUGCAGUCAUUCAAACUCGGUAGAAAGAAUGCAGGCUGUUGCUGCUUUUGCAGUUUCUGCUGUAGCCUCUCAGUGGGAGAGAACUGGCAAACCCUUUAACCCUCUUCUUGGAGAAACAUACGAAUUAGUCAGGGAGGAUUUAGGAUUUAGGUUUAUUUCUGAACAGGUCAGUCAUCACCCACCUAUCAGUGCUUUUUAUUCAGAAGGCUUAAACCAAGACUUCAUUUUUCAUGGAUCAAUUUACCCUAAACUGAAGUUCUGGGGGAAGAGUGUAGAAGCAGAGCCACGGGGAACAAUAACAUUGGAACUCCUAAAACAUAAUGAAGCUUAUACAUGGACUAAUCCUACUUGCUGUGUACAUAAUGUAAUUAUUGGCAAACUCUGGAUAGAACAGUAUGGAACAGUAGAAAUUAUAAAUCACAGGACUGGAGAUAAAUGUAUCCUUCACUUUAAACCAUGUGGUCUGUUUGGGAAAGAGCUUCACAGAAUAGAGGGCUACAUUCAGGACAAAAAUAAGAAGAAACUUGCAGUGAUCUAUGGCAAAUGGACAGAAUGUUUGUGGUGUGUUGAUCCUUCCAUUUAUGAAAACUACAAGAAGAACGAGAGGAGAGGUGGUGACCAGCGGAAACCAAAGCCGAGUGAUGAUCCUGAGAAUGAUGAAGCGGAUGAUAUGCCAGAGAUCCAAGAGACUGUGCAAGUUGUACCUGGCAGUAAGCUACUUUGGAGGAUAAGCACCAGACCACCAAAUUCAUCCCAGAUGUACAAUUUCACCAAUUUUGCUGUCAGUCUCAACGAACUAGAAAAAGGCAUGGAAGAAGUGUUGGCUCCCACUGACUGUCGAUUGAGACCAGACAUCAGACACAUGGAGAAUGGAGAAAUUGAUCUGGCUAGCAAAGAGAAAGAGAGACUAGAAGAGAAGCAGAGAGCUGCUCGUAAGGAACGUGCAAAAGAUGAAGCCGAAUGGAAAACAAGAUGGUUUUAUCAUGGCACCAAUCCAUACCUUGGGACUCCUGACUGGUUAUACUCAGGAGGGUACUUUGAUAGAAACUUCUUUGACUGUCCAGAUAUAUACUGAAAUCUUGAAUGCAGUUGCUCCUUUGCCCAGGUUUGGCAGACUUUCCUCCAGUGACUCUGGCAGCGCCAUGACCAGAAACCAUCCUUUUUUAAAGCUAAAUUUUAAUGAAAAUUAUCAGUCAUCAAUGAAGGAAUUGUCACAAUUUCAAUUGCCAAAAUGUCCCCCAAAAGUUGCAACCUGAAAUUAUCAUGUUUCAGAGGAAAGUGGUUUGCACGUUUUUGUUUGCUUCCCCCUUAUUUGUCAUUUUAUUUUUGGCCAGAAAUAACACAUUGUAGCC
Molecule: messenger RNA, 2020 nt
Organism: Lacerta agilis (Sand lizard)
Lineage: Eukaryota; Metazoa; Chordata; Lepidosauria; Squamata; Lacertidae
Gene: OSBPL2
Product: oxysterol binding protein like 2
Exons: 15
Coding region: 319-1743 (474 amino acids)
Cellular component (GO): intracellular membrane-bounded organelle; membrane; cytosol
Molecular function (GO): cholesterol binding
Source: RefSeq, a predicted model, not a curated record